Arvicola amphibius (Eurasian water vole) is the source of this 2069-nucleotide messenger RNA. RefSeq names its product glutamate rich 1 (gene Erich1). Bases 72 to 1106 code for a protein of 344 amino acids. NCBI's taxonomy places the organism in Eukaryota, Metazoa, Chordata, Mammalia, Rodentia, Cricetidae. The transcript has 6 exons. The record is from RefSeq and is a predicted model, not a curated record.
GAGGAAUCCGGAAGCGCCACGCGCGCGCAUCUGGCGGCGGCUGGGCCCCUGGUUCCCGGCUGGGGUCCAGUAUGUCUGCUCAUCGGAAGCACGUGUUUACUGAAAAAGUGCUGAAGAGGCUUUUUCCUGAUGUUUCAAGUGGCCAAGAUAAGGGGACACCUCAGCCUGCUGCUUUGGAGACACCACCUGAGAACGCGACCCCAGAGGCCGUGCAGCACACACAUGUUCACAGGCUGGCAGAUGGUGACAUUAAGAUCCAGCCUGAACGUCGGCUGUACACUGUGAGCUUGCCUCCUCCAGGGUAUGUUCCUAGCCCGCCAGAACCUGCCAGCUGUGCGAACUCCGAAAAUGCUUCCAGUGGCCACGACACAGAAGCAGAGCCAGAUCUUCAGGAUCAACCAAAAAGGAAAAGAAUUAGAAGGCACAAAUCCAAGAAAAAUAUUCAAAACCUCAAUGAUGUUGUUCUAAAGCAAGCAGAAUUAGAGACACAGCCAGGGCUUUUGCAAGAGAAAAUGCACCCCCAGCUUCCAGAUGCCCCCAUGAUGAGCAAAAAUAAAAGAAAGAAGCUGAAAAAGAAGCUGCAGCUUAGGAGGAAGAGAGAGGCCGGCUCCAUCGCCAAGCCCUGUGGGAUCAGUUUCCUGUAUCAGCCCGAGAGCGGCAGUGAGGCCGAAGGGGACGGCAUCGCAGGGGGAGAGACCGAGGAGGACCAGGAGGGCUCUGUCACAGGCGCCACCCAGGAAGACAUUAAGCUUGCCAACAGCAAGGCCGACAGCAUCCUGAGUUUUCUCAGGUCAACACAAGAAAUUUAUUUUUAUGAUGAAACUUCCAAAGACUUUGAUCCCUCAGUGUGCGUAGAAACAACUGAAGAGCUGCUUCACCUCCUCGAGUCUCGGAGCAUGCCCGCCUCAGACGUGCUCAUCCUGGACCACCUGAAAACUCUGCUGCUCCUGCAGGACACCGAGAGGCUGCAGAGCGCUCUGAAGAUGUUCCCAGAGCAUUGUGUCAUGCCCCCUGACCAUGCCAGAGUGAUCUCCGCCUUCUUUAACUAUUGGAUCACACAUAUUCUUCCUGAGAAGGAAACAGUGAAUGAAGCAGCGUCUCUUUAAGAAGAUCUGUCUGCUCUUUAACAAGAAGGUGUUAAAUACAAAUAUGUCACGGACUGAACUUCAUUCUUGUACAGAAAGAUUUAUUUUCUGUGUGAGUCAAACACUGGAGACAUUGAAGACAUUUCUGCCUUAUUAAUUAUUUCUGUGCUUGUAUAUAGUAAUUAAGGCAUUAGGUGGGAAAUUGGAGUAAAAUUGAAGUGUUUCACUUGCUUAUUGUUACAUAUGUAUUGAAUUACUACAUAUCACUGGAUUUUUUUUUCUGGUGUCCACAAUAAUUAAAAACGGACAUUUUAUUAAAUAAGCAAUAUAAUUUGAAGUUAUCAUAUUUGUUAUUAAAAAUCACCCUGUGUCUGAAAACCUUAGUGCCCAGGGAGGUGGCUUGGCAUGUAGGAAGAGCUAUGCUGUGCUGCCUGGAGUCCGAGCCCUGCAACCCAGAGCUGCUGCAAUGUAUGCAUCUGUACCCCAGCCUAUAGCAAGAUGGAAGGCAGAGAUGGGAGAACUCGCUGGAGGUUCCCCAGCCAGCUCGCCAGAAGCCUAUAGUGCAGCAGCAAAAACACAGAGAUCCCGCCUCAAUAAGGAGGAAGGCAAGAACCUGUUCCUGAAAAUUAUUCUCUGUGAUCCCCUGUGGCAUGUGUGCACCCACACUCACAAACACACACGCACAUGCAUGCACACACGAAAUAAUACUUUUUAAAUGCCGUGUUUAUCACAAGUUUUAUAUUGGUAAAAAGGUUAAAUAGUUUGGUUAUAGCUGGACUUAUUCUCUCUGAUCGACAUUAGAAAUAGUAUAACGUUUUUCUUGUUUCAUCUCUCUUUGUAUUACGGGAACACCCACCAGUUUUUAACGCUGAGCUCUAAAAGCGUUAGUCACCUGACAGCACAGGGGCUGAGGGAGACAAGGACUCACGAAUCCUAGCUGUAUCCAUGAAAAUAUAAUAAGAAUAAAGUGAAGUUCAUCGACUA